Stomoxys calcitrans (stable fly) is the source of this 3801-nucleotide messenger RNA. RefSeq names its product potassium channel subfamily K member 4. Gene Ontology annotation, molecular function: potassium ion leak channel activity. The transcript is spliced from 4 exons. The coding region runs from base 520 to 3594 and encodes 1024 amino acids. Lineage: Eukaryota; Metazoa; Arthropoda; Insecta; Diptera; Muscidae. The record is from RefSeq and is a predicted model, not a curated record. Gene Ontology annotation, cellular component: membrane. Gene Ontology annotation, biological process: stabilization of membrane potential; potassium ion transmembrane transport.
UGAAUAUAUAUAUUCUAAAAUUAUAUAUACAAUAUAAGAAAUAAAAAUAUGUACAUACACACCUAAAACAUUUCAAAACGACGAAUACAUAUGGAGUAAAGAGAUUCUUGCCAAACUCACGAUAGACACAAAAUAACGAAAUAUACACCGAGAAAAAAAAUCAAAACAAAUCCCUAACACGACAACAACAUAAACCUCAACAGUAGCAAAAAAAGCCAACGAAAUAUCUCAUCAAAAAAAGUUUCCAAACUCAAAAUUUCCCUUCAAAAUUAAAAAAAUCCAAUGGUGAAGAAUAAAACAAAAUCGAAAAAUAACAAAAUUUUAAGACUGAAAUCACAUCGAGAAGCUGAGUUAAGCAUUUAAAAAUCUUAAAAAGAAACUAUACCAAAAAAUAAAAUCAGUAUUCAAAAAUUCUUUUAUCCACAAAACGAGAAAAGAAAUUAAGCACAUCACUCAAAGCUAUAAAAGCCUUGAGAAAUAAUAACUAAAUUCAUAAGUCUUUCGUUGCAAUUAUUCAGCAUGGAUCGUGAAAUUCGCGAAGACCCUGGUUCCUCAUCUUCAUCGCACAUACGGCGGCGACGCCGCAUUGGUCGCUCCAUGCGUGAAAAAACUCCGGAGGCCAGUCGUCGCCGCCGCUCUUCGGAAGACGAAAGCAGUCUGGUGGAUGCUUCCGAACCCACAGAAGCUCAUGCGGUGAGCAUGCAAAUACGUCCUCCCCAACGUGCUCUCUCGGCUCAUGAGAGUAAGAUUUUAAGACGCCGUGAUAAAACUUUUGCUUCUGCAGCAGCACGCUCUCUCUCACAGCCAAGAGAAGCCGAAAAGCUUUCCGAACCAGAGGCCAGUGAAUUAAUACGCACCGUCAAGAGAAGUCUCUCCUCGCCCCGCAACAAGAACUUGGAGUCCAGCGAGGCUGAGAACAUGUCUCGUAACUUAUCGCCCGAAUCAAGACCCAUCAGAAGGGCUCCACCUCCACCACAGCCGGUGCAAUCUACAGCCGAUGAGAAUCUCUCACGUUUAGAACAAAAUCUACGACGCUUUGAAGAGGAGCGCAAACGUUUUGAGUCAGAGAAACGACUCUUCGAACGUGAGAAGAGAGAUCAUAAGCUGAGAUAUAAGCAAAUGGUGGACAACGAAGAGAGAAAGCGUCUGGUGCAGUCCUAUCGCAAGUUAAGCGAUCGCAUUAAACUGCCCCAAGAUGCGGAGGAGAGAAAACGCUUGCUGCACAGUUUGAGAUUGGAGAAGAAUGAAGUGGCCUUGCCUGCCGCCAGAACAGGGCAAAGGCGCAAUCGCCAUAGUGGCAAUUAUGAAGAAUCUUCGACACAAUUCUCCUCUUCAGAAGCCGAAAUGGUAGAGGAGUCAGUUCGCAUGUCUCCCGCAAGAAAACAAAACAACAACACUUUGGCCACAGCCAGUGUACGCGGGCCACCACCCCAGCCACCGGCUCGCAAGUCUGUAAGUCGCAAUAAUUCUCUCUCACCGGUGAGAACUCCACUAAUAAGUCGCAAUAACUCCCUGUCGCCGGUAAGACCCUCAAAUAGUCCAAAUCAUUCGAUUUCGCCUAUGAAACCCACAGCCACUACAGUGAGUCGCAAUAACUCUUUGUCUCCUGUGAGAAGCACAAAAGUAAGUCGCAACAACUCACUCUCACCCAUAAGGCCGGAUAGACGUUCCAAAACGCCAGAUGAGAGAGCUCAACUUGGGCGCAAGAUAAGUCUGAGAGAGCACAAGGAAAGAGAAAUUGAGGCCAGGCAAGAAACUACUGCCACAGAGGUGGAGAGUGACAAAGAGCAAAAGCUAAGACAUCGCAAACCCAGAAGAGCUGGGUCUGUGCGUCGCGAAGAUGGCCAAAGAAAACAUAGUUUGGAUGCUGAGCGUAAGCCAAAUCUAGAGUCUCAUGAUAGAGUGGACAGCAGCAGUGGCUCAGGAAAUAUUGCCCCAGCCCCUGAAAUUGUGGUGGUAAGCAAAAUCAAUCAACAAAUCUUGCAAGUUGAAAAGCAAGAUAAAGAAGGUAUAACCACCAUUGCCAAGGAGCAGAAGCCAUCAUUUCUACAAAGAUUUUUCGGCAGGUUCCGAAAAGCGAAAACUGUAAAGCAAGCCUCCUCCGAAGAACUAAACAAAGAGAAAGAGGAACUUUUGACACCACCUUGUGCGGAAACCACCACCAAAGAGGCUGAACUUCCUGACAAACUUCUAUCGUUUGCCUUUUUGAAGGCCUUCCUAGGGGAUGCCCGCCAACAAUGGCGCAUUAUGAAAUCCCAACAUCCCGCGCAAUUGAAGGAGAUAAGUAAACUACGAAAUAAAUGUUUUGCCCAUACUGUGGUCUUGAUCUUGCUCGUAGGCUUUGGUGGCCUCAUGUUUCGCUAUACCGAAGGAGCCUCCGAGGAUAUUUACAAAUGUGAGGUGCGCAAAGUCAAAAGAGAUUUUGUUGAUCAUUUGUGGAGUAACAGCCAUCGAAUGAGAGAGGAAGAUUGGAAGACUUUGGCACGUCAAAAACUACGAAAGUUCGAAGAGGAAUUGCAUGCCAUGGGUGCCAUGGGCAUACGCUAUUUCCCCGGUCAACGUUCCUGGAAUUUUGUCAAUUGUAUUUUAUACUGUUGGACUGUGAUAACAACUAUUGGUUAUGGCCACAUAACACCAAAAACCACAUUGGGUCAAUCAUUGACAAUUGCCUAUGCCAUCAUUGGUAUACCCAUAUUCCUAAUACUCUUGGCUGAUUUUGGUAAACUCUUUACACGUAUCAUUAAAUUCAUGUGGGGUUAUGUGCGUCGCCUCUACUACACGGGCACCUGUCGCAAGAUACGCAAACAACAACAGCUGAGAGAUGCCAUGAAUGGGGUUUCCAUGGUCUACGAUGCGGCCAUAAGAAGGCCUAGUCAAUUCUUUGGCAUUACCGCCGAAAGCGAUGUGGAAUCACAAAUGUCCGACAUCAAUAGAUCUUCACAUCCCGAGACACCUACAUCACCCUAUCCCGAGACCAUAGUUGUGGAUGAUGAAUUUAAUUUACCCAUAUCGUUGGCCUCGCUACUGCUCAUCACCUACAUACUGUUGGGGGCCUUUGUCUAUCACUUGUGGGAAGAUUGGACCUAUAUGGAGUCUUUCUAUUUUGUGUUCAUAUCCAUGUCUACCAUAGGCUUUGGUGAUUUGGUGCCCGAUCAUCCCAUCUUCAUGAUGUGCAGUAUCAUAUAUUUGGUCUUUGGCUUGGCAUUGACCUCUAUGUUCAUUAAUGUGGUGCAAAUUAAACUGAGCGAUACCUUUAAGGAUGCCAGCGCCAAGAUAGGAGCAACCAUUGGCUUUGGGGUACCCAGUGAGUUGGGUGAAGAGGAAUUGCAGACCGCCAAGACACCUUCCGAUUUGGCUUCGGUGCAUGGAUCGCGUUUGGGAAAAAUCGAUGAAGCGGACAAUGAACAUUCACCACCACCCAGGCCCUUAACAUCGAUUUUAAGAACAAAUCGUCCAAACUCUCCGGAAGGUCUAGAUGAUGAGACCAUUGAAGUGGAGGUGGCACCACCACCACUAUUGCCCAGGAGACAGGUAUCGGUUGAAUCACCCGAACCCCCAGCGGAUAAAAAGAAAAAGAGACGCUUUUUCAAAUGAGUUAGGAGGUUGUAGAAACUAAGUGAUACGAUAUCUGUAGCUAAGUAAGGAGACUCAGAGAAAUAUAGAUUCUACAAUAGCUUAAUUUAUUUCCUUAAUUAAUACUUAAAACAAAAGAUGAUGAAUUGAAGAAAAUUUCAAGGUGAUAUGAAAGAUAAGAAAUGCAAUUUGGUUUUGUGAAAACAGCUGUUUUUGAGUUGAAACAAA